This is a messenger RNA of Naegleria fowleri, 1092 nucleotides long. RefSeq lists its product as uncharacterized. The transcript has 3 exons. The record is from RefSeq and is a predicted model, not a curated record. NCBI's taxonomy places the organism in Eukaryota, Heterolobosea, Eutetramitea, Acrasida, Naegleriidae. The coding region runs from base 1 to 1092 and encodes 363 amino acids. Gene Ontology annotation, molecular function: protein binding.
AUGAGCGCCAAAGCAACCACCAACCAACCACUCAAAACAAAGAAGCCUUCUUCAUCGGGAUUGAGUUCCAACAUCACGAAUGAUAGUAGUAGGAGAAAUACAAGAGCCACUCCGAUCAAAAACUCUUCAACCCCACCCUUAUCAAAACCAGCAAGUGCUGGAAAACAGCAAGUAACGAAUCGCCAAAAAGAGAGUAAUAGCGAGGAAAUGAACGAAAAAAACGAAGUAUCAACAACAGAGUUUUAUUCAUUAGAAAAUAUGGAACGAGAUGUAAAGAGAGGAAUGACAGGGGUUAACGAAUCAACCGCUGUAAAACCAACAAGGAUUAGUACCAAACUUGUUGCUGAACGAUGUCUCAGCUCAAUUCCGAACGAUGAAGAAGAAUUAUGUAAUAUAAUGAAAAUUGAAAAUUUGGAUUUGUAUACUCACCUCACUCAUGUAUAUCUUCAGUGUAAUAAUAUUUCUGAACUAACAGACGAGUUUAGAUAUCUUCCUAACUUAAUUUUCUUGGCGCUAUUCGACAACAAAAUUAAGAAGAUAGGAGACGAGUUAGUGGAAAACAAAAAACUUCAAUAUUUGGAUUUAUCUAAUAAUUUAAUAGAGGAGUGCGAUCUUGAUAAACUCCCACAAAGCAUCACAAUUUUCAAUAUUGAGAACAACCCUCUAAAGCUUGAAGAAUGUUAUGUAAAAUCAUGUCUGACGAAUCUCUUUCAAUUCAACAAGAGAGAAUACAUUGAUGAAGAGUUUGUUCCUGAAGAGAAGCUUCCGUUUGAUAGGAGCACACUGAGCCAAAUGAGAUCAUCUCAGUCUGGAUUGGAUUUACUGAAAAGUGUUCCCAAAAAAGAUGUUAAAGAAGUGGAAGAAGGUAUUCCUUCAACAUCUACUUCGUUGGCUGAAAUAUCGAAGGCUAAUUCGGAAAUAGUUGAAAACUACAAACAAGCUUUAAUGGAAGAAAUGGAGCGUAUUAAAAAGGAAUUCAAAGAAAAGAAGGAAAAGUUAAUUGCUGAAAUUCAAGAAAGAAAAAGCAAAUUAAGAGAUGAAACAAAUGUGUCACACAGCAGCGACUCAUCUAGUGAGUCCAUUGAGGAAUAA